AUGGAUCUCAACACCAAACUCAUUCUCGAUGAGCUCAAGUCGGUGCAAACCAACCUCACAAAUCGCAUCGAUGCGGUCGAGCACUCCAUUGGUGCCCGCGUCGGUUCCUUGGAGGACGCCGCGAAGGUGCUCGACGCCUGGAAGCCAAUGAUGGACGCCUCCGUGGCGGAACUGCGCGCGGAGAUUGGAGCCUUCAGGAAGACGGAGGAGAGGGUGGAGCUGCUGCGGGAGGAGAUGACUGCGCUGCGCAAGUCGGUGAGCCGCUCCAUCCUCGGCGCCACGCAGGCCGCGUCGACCGGCGUGCUGCAGCGUCCCAAGGAGUCUCCGGCGUGGAUUCCCGCUGGCUGGACUCACUUCCUCCCAUUAGGGCCCCACGAGGAAUCAAGUCACCGGGGAUUUGAGUCUUAUGCUCAAUCCCCGGUCAAGGGUACGUUCAUACCGCCUGAUCCCGAUUCCAAACCCAAGCUGUAUCGAUCCUAUUCGAGUUCAGCUCUCGUUGCUGGCACUCAGGGCGGUUCGGGAGGGGUACAUGGGUCUCUGGAUCAUCGUGGUCAUGAGGAUGGGGAUGGGGGCAAUUUUCAUCUACCUAAAAUCAAUUUUCCUCCAUUUGAUGGUUCCAACCCAAAGUUGUGGCUCAGGCGUUGCUUAGAUUAUUUUGAGAUGUACCUUGUUCCAUGCCGCCGCUGGGUCAAGGUGGCCAUCAUGCACCUGUCUGGCGCCGCAGCGUGUUGGUUGCAAUCGAUGGAGGAGCAGAAGGAAUUGGUGGAGCCUGUGCGUACGAAGAAGCUUCGGCGCCCUGAACCAUUUACCUUUGCAAAGGCUCCGAGCUGUGGGAGGUCUGUUUCUCCGGGGACUGUCGGGAGGAUGGCUAUGAUGCCUGCUUGGAAGCUGAAACUGCGGAAGCUCAAGUGUUUCAUGGGGCACAUUCAGGGUCAUCUAGUUCACAUCCUCAUUGAUUCUGGCAGUACUCACACCUUUGUCAGUGCUGCUCUUGCUGUUCAGUUGCAAGGUCAGUCGGUGCUUUCACCUCCACUCAAGGUCAUGGUGGCUGAUGGUUCCCAGUUGCUUUGCUCCAAUCAAUUCGAGAACCUCGUUUGGACUGUUCAGUCUCAUGAUUUUGUCUCUCAAGCUAAGGUGUUGCCGUUGUCUUCCUAUGACCUCAUUGUUGGCAUGGAUUGGUUGGCUUCUUAUAGUCCGAUGCACAUUGAUUGGCAACACAAGUGGUUGCUUAUUACACAAGGUCAACAACAGUGCUUCUUGCAGGGUUCUCUUUCAGCUCUGCCACCAGGUUCGGUGGUGCAGGUAUCAGCAGUGUUAUCAGAUGAUUUAGUUGCUGAUCAGGGAGCAAUACCACCGGAGGUCUCAACACUCUUAGCUGAAUUUCAGUCAGUCUUUGCUCCUCCUUCAGUUUCGCUAGCUACUUGGGAGAACUUGGACCAUCUCCGGCAGCAGUUUCCUCGCGCCGCCGUCUGGAGCCGGCUUGGCGCGCAAGGGGGAGAGGAUGUCACGGCCCAUGAUGCGGGCUCGCGCAAGUCAUCAGUAGCACAUGGGCCUGGGCCGGCUUCGGAAGAGGAGGCAGCAGCACAGGGGCCUGGGCCGCAACUGAGGCGCUCCAGCAGAGCAAGGGCGCCGAGCACGCACACCAGCGGGGAUGAGUGGGCGACGGCGUGA
This is a messenger RNA of Miscanthus lutarioriparius, 1671 nucleotides long. The record is from the annotation of a GenBank genome assembly. Lineage: Eukaryota; Viridiplantae; Streptophyta; Magnoliopsida; Poales; Poaceae.